AAAUUUUUUAAACUGAGUAUAAAAGCUGUGAAGACGUUACACUCAGCAUCCAGUCUUCGGUUUGGAAUCAUCCUUUUCAGACCCCUCUGGGACUAAUACCUAACUUAUAAACGGAUUAAAAAUGAAGGUUUUCUUGUGCCUUUCUGCACUUCUUUUGGUAGCUUCCGCUGCUGAGAAGGUACCUCUUCAAAAGAAGCUUGACAAGCGUGGCCUCCUCAACUUGGGCUACGGUUAUGGCAUCAGCGGAUUGAACACUGGAUACCUCGGUGCUGCCCCAGUCGGUGGUGCUUGGGCUAGUGGAGCUGGCCUUGGCUACAGCUCAGCUCUUGGAUACAAAUCUCUUGCUCUUGGUAACGGUCUCGGUUACGCUGCUGGUCUCGGCUACGGAGCUGGUAUUGGCUCAGGUCUCGCUAUUGGAUCUGGUCUCGGUUAUGGAUCUGGUCUCGCUUAUGGAUCUGGUAUCGGUUUGGGAUCUGGACUUGGUCUUGGUUCCGCCGUAGGAAUUGCUGGAGCCAGCGGUUUGGCUGGUGGUGUUGCUGCCAUCGGAGGUGGUCUUGAACGUACCGUCACCGUCGUCAAGGGUGUUGGCAUCCCAGUCCCAGUUCAACGUAACAUCCCAGUUCCAGUUGACCGCCCAAUCCCACACCCAGUCUCCGUUCCAGUCCCACAACCCUACCCAGUCGAACGUGCCAUCCCAGUUCCAGUAAAACAAAUUGAACAAGUUGCCGUUCAUGUUCCAGCCCCAUACCCAGUAGAACGUCAAGUUCCAGUCCCAGUACAAAUCCCAGUUGACCGUCCAUACCCAGUUAAGGUACCAGUUCCACAACCCUACCCAGUUGAACGUACCAUCGCUGUUCCAGUAAAGGUCCCAGUCGCUCAACCCUACCCAGUUGAACGUCAAGUCCCAUACCCAGUCCAUGUUAAGGUUCCAGUCCCACAACCAUACCCAGUUGAAAGACAAGUUCCAGUCCCAGUCACCGUCCAAGUUGACCGUCCAGUCCCAGUCCAAGUUCCACACCCAGUCCCAGUUCCAGUUGAACGCCCAGUCCCAGUUCCAGUAGAACGUCAAGUUCCAUACCCAGUCCAAGUCAACGUUGACCGUCCAGUCCCAGUCCAAGUUCCAGUUGACCGCCCAUACCCAGUCCAAGUUCCAGUUCCACAACCCUACUCCGUCGACCGUCCAGUUCCAGUCCCAGUCGAGCGUCCAGUCCCAGUCAGUGUUGGAGUUGACCGUCCAGUCCCAGUUCCAGUCGCCUACAACCGCCCAGUUCCAGUAUCAGUCAACCGCCCAUACCCAGUUCCAGUCCCAUCUCCAGUCUCAGUUGGAGUAGGAGCUAUCGGUCUUGGCGCCACUGCUGCCCCACUCGCUGCCAUCGGAACUGCUGCUCCAGCUCUCGCUCUCGGAACUGCUGCCCCAGCUCUCGCUCUCGGAUCUUCAAGCCUCGCUCUCGGAUCUUCAAGCCUCGCUCUCGGAGGUAGCUCCCUUGCCUACGGAAGUGGUGCUCUCCUCGGAGGUGGUGCUCUCCUCGGAACUGCUGCUCCAUUAGCCGCUGGUGCCGUCGUCGGAACUGCCGCUCCAUUGGCUUCAGGUGCUCUCCUCGGAACUGCCGCUCCAUUGGCUUCAGGUGCCCUCCUCGGAACUGCUGCUCCAUUGGCUUCUGGUGCUAUCAUCGGAACUGCUGCCCCAGCUCUUGCCUUGAAGGGUAGCUCAUACGCUUACGGAAGUGGUGCUCUCUUGGGAACCGCCGCCCCAUUGGCCUCUGGUGCUAUCAUUGGAACCGCUGCCCCAGCCCUCGCUACUGGAUACUCUGCCGGUCUUGGAGUCUCAAGCCUUGGUCUUUCACACUCCGCCAUCGGAGUUAAGACCCUCGGAGCUGGUCUUGGUUACUCAUCAGGCUGGUCCCAUGGACUUAUCAAGAAACACUAAGAAGAUUCCCGUUACACAGGAAGAUUCAUAGAAGCUUCAUAGUACAAUAAGUAAGAAACACAUGAAAAGGAGAAAACAAACGAUUGUCUGAAUUAAAGUUAAAAAUAAAAGUCAUGUAUUAAUUCGAAAA
This is a messenger RNA of Hermetia illucens (black soldier fly), 2057 nucleotides long. RefSeq names its product skin secretory protein xP2-like. The record is from RefSeq and is a predicted model, not a curated record. Bases 122 to 1927 code for a protein of 601 amino acids. The transcript has 2 exons. NCBI's taxonomy places the organism in Eukaryota, Metazoa, Arthropoda, Insecta, Diptera, Stratiomyidae.